Molecule: messenger RNA, 4249 nt
Organism: Apodemus sylvaticus (European woodmouse)
Lineage: Eukaryota; Metazoa; Chordata; Mammalia; Rodentia; Muridae
Gene: Wdhd1
Product: WD repeat and HMG-box DNA binding protein 1
Exons: 25
Coding region: 216-3575 (1119 amino acids)
Biological process (GO): DNA-templated DNA replication; mitotic cell cycle; DNA repair
Cellular component (GO): nuclear replication fork
Molecular function (GO): chromatin binding; protein binding
Source: RefSeq, a predicted model, not a curated record
GGAUUGCCUUUCCCUCGGACUAGACGCCGGGUCCCUCGCGCUGCCCGUGCUUACAGAGGAGAAGCUUGUCACCUCCCCGGCGCGUGUGACAUACCUUCCGCCGCAUCGUGCUGUGGCUCCUCGGGUGAGGGAAACAGGACUGCACGGCGCGAAGAGGACGACCUCCCUCCUGAAAGUACUAGUUCUUACAAAACGGCUCAGGUAGGUAGGGAAAGAUGCCGGCCACACAGAAGCCCAUGAGGUACGGACAUACGGAAGGACACACCGAAGUCUGCUUUGAUGAUUCUGGAAGUUACAUUGUGACUUGUGGAAGUGAUGGUGAUGUGAGGAUGUGGGAAGAUCUGGAUGACGAUGAUCCUAAGUCUGUUAACGUUGGAGAAAAGGCAUUUUCGUGUGCUUUGAAGAAUGGAAAAUUGGUCACUGCAGUUUCUAAUAAUACCGUCCAAGUCUAUACAUUCCCUGAAGGAGUUCCUGAUGGCAUAUUAACACGCUUCACUACAAAUGCAAACCACGUGGUCUUCAAUGGGGAUGGCACUAAAAUUGCUGCUGGAUCAAGUGAUUUUCUGGUCAAAGUUGUGGAUGUGAUGGAUAACAGCCAGCAGCAAACAUUUCGAGGACAUGAUGCCCCUGUUUUAAGUCUGUCUUUUGAUCCGAAGGAUAUCUUUCUGGCAUCAGCUAGUUGUGAUGGAACUGUCAGAGUGUGGAAUAUAUCUGAUCAGACUUGUGCUGUUAGUUGGCCAGUACUGCAGAAGAGCAAUGAUGUGGUGAACGCAGAGUCCAUCUGCAGACUCGCAUGGCGGCCCAGGAGCGGGGAAUUACUAGCAGUUCCUGUGGGAAAAUCUGUGAAGCUGUACAGAAGAAAAACUUGGAGUAAUCCAUUUGACCUUUCAGACAGUUCCAUCUCCCAGACACUCAAUAUAGUAACCUGGUCUCCCUGUGGGCAGUAUUUGGCUGCAGGUGCUAUUAAUGGCUUAAUUGUAGUUUGGAAUGUGGAAACCAAAGACUGCAUGGAAAGGGUAAAACAUGAGAAAGGUUAUGCAAUUUGUGGCCUGGCCUGGCAUCCUACUUGUAGUCGAAUAUGUUAUACUGAUGUGGAAGGAAACCUUGGAAUCCUGGAAAAUGUUUGUGACCUCAGUGAAAAGGUGUCAAGCAAUAAGGUAUUAAGUAGAGUGGAAAAGGAUUACAAUGAUCUUUUUGAUGGAGAUGAUCCAAGUAGUGCUGGCGACUUUCUAAAUGACAAUGCGGUUGAGAUCCCUUCCUUUUCAAAAGGAAUUAUAAACGAGGAUGAUGAUGAUAAUGAUGACCUCAUGCUGGCUGCAGACCGUGACUUGGGAGAUGAUGAAAACUCAGUUGAUGUUCCAAUGCUAAAAGCUGAUCUUCACAAAGAGGAAGGGGACGAUGAUCAGGCAAGCAGCAUUCACAAUCUCCCCCUUAUAAAACCCCAAAGGCCGUUUUAUGAUGGGCCCAUGCCAACACCGCGACAAAAGCCGUUCCAGUCAAGUUCUACACCCUUGCAUCUCUCUCACAGAUUCAUGGUGUGGAACUCUGUUGGGAUUAUUCGCUGCUAUAAUGACGAUCAAGACAGUGCCAUAGACGUGGAGUUCCAUGAUACCUCUAUCCAUCAUGCAACGCAUCUGUCGAAUGCUUUCAAUUACACAAUGGGAACUCUUUCCCAUGAAGCUAUUUUGUUGGCAUGCGAAAGUGCUGAUGAAUUAGCAAGCAAACUUCACUGCUUGCACUUCAGCUCUUGGGACUCAAGCAAGGAGUGGAUGGUUGAUAUGCCUCAGAAUGAGGAUAUCGAAGCCAUAUGUCUCGGUCUGGGGUGGGCCGCUGCUGCCACCACUGCCUCGCUCCUUCGAUUGUUCACUAUCGGAGGUGUUCAGAAAGAAGUCUUCUGCCUUCCUGGACCUGUGGUAUCAAUGGCGGGACAUGGAGAACAGCUCUGCAUUGUUUAUCAUAGAGGUACAGGGUUCGAUGGAGAUCAGUGCCUUGGAGUUCAACUGCUAGAGCUGGGGCGAAAGAAAACACAGGUUUUGCAUGGUGACCCUCUUCCUCUUACAAGGAAAUCCUACCUCACAUGGCUGGGGUUUUCUGCUGAAGGUACUCCCUGUUACGUGGAUUCCGAAGGCUGUGUUCGCAUGCUUAACAGAGGGCUCGGGAAUACAUGGACUCCUGUUUGUAACCUGAGAGAGCACUGCAAAGGAAAGUCGGACCACUACUGGGUGGUUGGUGUCCAUGAAAACCCCCAGCAGCUGAGGUGCAUCCCUUGUAAAGGUUCUCGGUUUCCUCCCACCCUUCCACGACCUGCUGUAGCUAUAUUAUCUUUUAAGCUUCCUUACUGUCAGACUUCAACAGAGAAAGGCCAAAUGGAGGAACAAUUUUGGCAUUCUGUUCUGUUUCACAACUACCUUGAUUACUUGGCUAAAAAUGGUUAUGAUUAUGAGGAGAACAUUAAAAACCAGGCAGUAAAAGAGCAACAGGAACUCUUAAUGAAAAUGCUUGCGCUGUCUUGUAAACUGGAACGGGAAUUCCGCUGUGUGGAACUUGCUGAUCUAAUGACUCAAAAUGCCCUGCAUUUAGCCAUUAAAUAUGCUUCUCGCUCUCGAAAAUUAAUAUUGGCUCAAAAACUUAGUGAACUUGCUGCAGAAAAGGCAGCCGAAUUGGCAGAAACCCAGUCAGAAGAAGAGAAAGAAGAAGAUUUCAGAGAAAAGCUGAAUGCUGGUUACAGUCAUACCACUACAGAAUGGAGUCAGCCACAGGUCAGAAGUCACGUUGAAGAAGAUGCCGAGGACAGAGAGGACACUGUUUCAGAAGAGAAACCAGAGCCACAUAACCACGGGCAGAAUUUAUUCCAAAAUGCAAAUUCCUCUGAUAUGCCAGCUCUUAAAUCAGGUGCAGUUUUCUCUAACAGCCAAGGACGGGUAAACCCCUUCAAGGUAGUAGUCAAUUCCAAAGAACCAGCCACAUCAGUGAAUUCAACACGCUCAGCUAAUAUUUUAGACAGUAUGAGCAAAUCAUCCAGGAAGUCCACUUCUUUUAAUCGAGUAGCAAAUAAUGAAAAAUCUCCAGUUAUAAAGCCUCUGAUGCCCAAGCCCAGGGCUAAGCAGGCAUCUGCAGCAUCCUAUUUCCAGAAAAGAACUUCACAGGCUGAUAAGACUGAGGAAGUAAAAGAAAAUCCUAAAAGUUCGUCAUCUGAAACUCCAGCUGUGUGCCUUCAAAACUCUGAAAACCAACGGCCAAAGACUGGGUUCCAGAUGUGGCUGGAAGAAAAUAGAAGUCAUAUUUUGUCUGACAACCCUGACAUCUCAGAUGAAGCAGACAUAAUCAAAGAGGGGAUGAUACGCUUUAGAGUGUUGUCUGCUGAAGAGAGGAGGGCAUGGACUAACAAGGCCAAGGGAGAAACUGCCAGCGAUGGCGCUGAAGUAAAGAAGCGAAAACGUGUGGCCAGUGAGACCUGUGAGACAGAGAACCAGGGAGAAUCAGCAAAGGAGAAUCUGGAUCUUUCUAAGAAGCCAAAGGCAUUAAAUCUUUCGACUAAUCAGAAAUUGUCAGCUUUUGCAUUUAAGCAGGAAUAAAGGGAGAAAGUGUCAGGAUAUAAUGAAACUUGGCUUCAGCUCCUGGUGGAUUCUGGACUUCUUUAACCUUUAGGGAAUAUAUUAUUAUACUCCUGUGUGUUUAGAGACAGCUCUGCUUUCUUUCAUAAGGCAGUGUAGGGGGCAGGGUGUGCAGCUCAGUGGUGGAGUGCUUGCCUAGCGUGCACAGGCCCUGGGUUUCGUCCUUACUGCCACAAAACAAAGCAAAAAAAGUAGUGAUUUUCCUGUGUCAGGAACAUUGCAUCUAAGAGCUGUCUGCGGGGAUUACUCUGCCGUCCAUGAACAGAAGUGUCCUGAUGGCAGUUAUUACCAUGCACACCAUUAUGUCCCCGUGGAAGCCAUUAUCUUUAAAAAUUACUGAAAGCUUUAGUCUUAAGACUGCUACAUAUUGCAAUAACUUCUAGGGCUUCCCUGCCUUUGUUUGGGUUUUUUGUAGUAGAAGUGCCAUGGUUAUCGACUUCCCAAGUUAGAUAUGAUAGAUUACUCCCUUGUCAACUUGACCUCAGGCCCAUGGCUUUUAAUAUGGGCCCCAACGUGUAAAUAAUCUUGUAAAUGAGAUAUGUUAUUUUAUGUGUUUGGGGACAUUUUUCACACAUUACUUUUUGUAUGUUUGUAUAGACUGGGUCUUUUGAAUAAAUAAAACUUUCUCUUUUGCA